Diachasmimorpha longicaudata is the source of this 1154-nucleotide messenger RNA. RefSeq lists its product as uncharacterized. The transcript is spliced from 3 exons. The coding region runs from base 261 to 650 and encodes 129 amino acids. Lineage: Eukaryota; Metazoa; Arthropoda; Insecta; Hymenoptera; Braconidae. The record is from RefSeq and is a predicted model, not a curated record.
CCACUGUUUUUCGCCUCAGUAUUACCAAUAAGUCAGGCCAGCGUCGGCCGCUUCUAAUCCCCAGUAUUCCGUAUUUCUCGCAUCAAUUUCGCCACUACUAUUCCUAUCACUUCUUGUAAAUUACCAGCAAUUUUCAUCUCAUAACGCUCUCUCGACUGCAAUAACGAUUAUCACAAUAUUUUAUCGUCAAUUUCAUUGUGAGCUUGAGCAGGAGAGAGGCCCAAAGUCCAGCAGUAAUUCACGAGGGAAAAAAGUGGAUAAUGGCACCUGUUAACGCUGUCAAGAAGACCGGAAGGAAGGCUCCAGGAGGGAGAAAGAAGAAGAGCGGAUGUGGCUGCAGGGAGGCAUCAGAAUCAAGCUCCACUGAUUCAUCCAACGAGUCAUCCAGUUACACAUCCUCAUCUGAUUACACCACCUCCUCCUCGGAGUCAGAGAGCGACUCCUCUGACGGCUUUGAGUGCCCCUUCACCUCGUCCAAGAAAAGGGGUGGGAAAAAGGUGCAGGCUGCCCGUCAGGCUAAGCUCGUUAACAAAAGGAAACCAACAAAACGUCGUACAAAGCACUCAACGUCCUACGGCUCCUCUGAUUACGACUCGAGUGAUGACAGCUUUCGUUGCUGCAGAAAACCUGGUCGCAAGUGCAGGGCUUGAUCGAUGAAUCUCGAGAUGAGAAUAAACAGCUCUCUGUCAUUUAAAUUAAUUCAAUGUAAAUUGCUACGCUAUUACCACUGCAGGCAUGGUGGGUUUCACAAUUUCGUUGAAUUGAUAUCAUCGUUAAUUAAAUAAUUCGGAAAUGGGUACCCGCGAUCGAUCACUUGAUCAAAUAACAGACAGGAGAGUAUGAAUGAGUCGUAUGGAUAUUUUAUCACGGUUUGAAGGGAGAUAUUUAAUUCGUAGAAUGAAUCGAUGUAUUGAAUGAUUCAAUGACAUUAAUUACUGAUUGUCAUGUUAUUGUGAUGUUAUUACCACUGCAGGCUAUGGUGGAUUUUAUUACUUCAAUGAAUCAACAUAAUAAUGAUCAAUUGAUGAUGAUUACGCGAUCCCUUGACUUUUAACAUUGUAAUGUAUUGUAAAUAAAUAUUAAUGAUUUGUAUUGAAUGUAUGUUAUUAUGAUGUGAAAAUAAAUCAAUGUAAAUUUAGAUAAAAAAUCAGAAA